AUGCGAUCGGCACGUGGAACACCUUCUCAAAAUAAAAAAUCUUUACUAAAUAUCUAUGGACGCUUAUCUGGUUCACCACCUGAUGGGAAACAUUUGAAUUUCUGCACAGAUUUCGAGAACUCAAUUGUGAUCAACACCUUCAAGAGACGAGGAUGGAAACAAGUGAUGCCAGACGAAGAGUGGCACGUGUACUGGGCGAACACUUUGAACUGUCGCACUAUAUUUAGCAUAGAGUGCGGCCUGCGACUCGGUGAGAAUCAAUUGAUCAACCAUUUCCCCAACCACUACGAGCUGGUGCGUAAAGAUUUACUCGUAAAAAAUAUAAAACGAUACAGAAAAGAAUUGGAAAAAGACUGUAAUCCCCUUGCGGAAAAAACUGAAGUGAAGCUCCCGAGCGGGCAAGUCAUCACUCGCUAUUUAUAUUUAGAUUUCAUUCCGGUUACGUUCGUGCUGCCUUCUGACUACAACAUGUUUGUAGAGGAGUACCGAAAAUUUCCUCAAACAACCUGGAUUCUGAAGCCUUGCGGCAAAUCCCAAGGCGCUGGCAUUUUCCUUAUAAACAAACUGUCGAAACUGAAAAAGUGGUCUCGGGAAUCUAAGAAAUAUUUACAGCAUCAUCUGACAAGUAAAGAUACUUAUGUCAUAUCUCGCUACAUAGAUAAUCCGCUUCUUAUCGGAGGGAAGAAAUUCGAUUUGAGGAUUUACGUCCUCGUUACGUCGUUCCGUCCUUUAAAAGCUUACAUGUUUCGAAAUGGAUUUUGUAGAUUUUGCACAAUGAAAUACGAUACGAGCGUUACAGAACUCGACAAUAUGUAUGUUCAUCUAACGAAUGUGAGCGUACAAAAACACGGCAGUGACUACAAUAGCCAGCACGGCGGGAAGCUGGGCAUACAUAAUUUGAAGCUUUAUUUGGAAGGGACGCGCGGACGGGCGGUGACCAAUCGUCUGUUCGAGAACAUCCAGUGGUUGAUAGUGCACUCGUUAAAGGCCGUGGCGCACGUUAUUUCGAAUGACCGCCAUUGCUUUGAGUGUUACGGUUACGACAUAAUCAUAGACGAUAACUUGAAGCCGUGGCUUAUAGAGGUGAACGCCUCCCCAUCGAUGACGGCUACCACGGUUAACGACAGGAUACUCAAGUACAAACUCUUGGAUAAUCUUUUAUCGGUUGUUCUACCUCCGGGCGGAAUCCCGGACGCCCGCUGGAACAAAACGCCGAGCGCCGAAGCUUUAGGGGAUUUUCAAAUACUCAUCGAUGAAGAUUCUAUGCAUAAAGGAGAAAUGGAUUUUAUGCAUCGUGAUAAAAGUAAUCGGAAAAACUAA
Spodoptera exigua (beet armyworm) is the source of this 1320-nucleotide messenger RNA. Lineage: Eukaryota; Metazoa; Arthropoda; Insecta; Lepidoptera; Noctuidae. The record is from the annotation of a GenBank genome assembly.